Messenger RNA from Chrysochloris asiatica (Cape golden mole), 909 nucleotides. It is a transcript of the gene FAM110D, whose product is annotated as family with sequence similarity 110, member D. The record is from RefSeq and is a predicted model, not a curated record. The coding region runs from base 97 to 909 and encodes 270 amino acids. Lineage: Eukaryota; Metazoa; Chordata; Mammalia; Afrosoricida; Chrysochloridae. The transcript has a single exon.
GCCCCAGAGAACCCUCCCCCAAAUUGCGCUCAGCUCCGCAGUCAGCUGCCUACCUCCAGUGGCUUAUGGGGCACUGUCUAUCCCAGCUCUUCUAAGAUGCUCCUGGCCUCUCCCUCCACUCAGUCCAGGGGACGGACCCCCAGCGCUGUGGAGAGGCUAGAGGCGGACAAAGCCAAGUAUGUCAAGACGCAUCAAGUGAUUGCUCGGCGGCAAGAGCCAGCCCUCCGUGGGGCACCUGGGCCGCUCACCCCUCACCCCUGCAAUGAGCUGGGAUCCCCUGCAUCGCCCAGAACGCCCAAAACCACACGCCGGGGCAGCGGGAGGCGACUGCCAAGGCCUGACUCCCUCGUAUUCUACCGCCAGAAACGAGAUUGCAAGGCAUCAGUGAACAAAGAGAACGCCAAGGGCCAGGGACUGGUGAGACGCCUCUUCCUGGGUACCUCCCAUGACGCCACUUCUAGCAGCCCGGGCACAGCGGAGCGACCUGCGACUCCUGGGAGUUGGACCGCGCAGCCCAGAGAUGUCCCAGAAGCAACGGGAAAGCAAGCGCUGUGCCCCACGUGCUCUCUGCCCUUGUCGGAGAAGGAGCGUUUCUUCAACUACUGCGGCCUGGAGCGCGCGCUGGUGGAGGUGCUAGGUGUUGAGCGUUUCUCCCCGCAGAGCUGGGGCGCCGAGGCCAGCCCCCAGCCCGAAAUAGCGCCGCCUCCCGGCUCCGGGAACACCAGCGACUGGGCUUCCAGCGACAGCAGCGAAGAUCCAGACUGUGCAGACUGCGGCGGCGCUGAGGCGGCGGACUCAGCGCGGGACGGGCGCCCCCAGGUGUCGGUGGUGGAGCGCAACGCGCGCGUCAUCCAAUGGUUGUACCGCUGCCAGCGCGCCCGAGGCCCACCGCGCGAGUCAGAGGUGUGA